This is a messenger RNA of Cuscuta epithymum, 728 nucleotides long. The record is from the annotation of a GenBank genome assembly. Lineage: Eukaryota; Viridiplantae; Streptophyta; Magnoliopsida; Solanales; Convolvulaceae.
UUCACAAGUGCGCUUUUGGGCCGUUGUCUUUCACUUGUUUUCGCUGCAACAAUUACCGGAUCCUUCGCUGCCCGCCGAGCAAACGUUCGACCAUUUGCCUAAAAGAAGCCUUGAGCAGCGGAGAAGGAAGUCAUGAGUGCCGGGAAGUUGAAGAACUUGCUGGCAUCGGUAGCCAUCGGAGGAGUGGCCGAGGCGAGGGCGAGCAUAUUUGGCCACGUGCUUAACCCCACGGGCGAAAGAUCUGCUCAUAAAAUUCUGCGCAAGAAGCUGAUUGGAGAUAAGGUUUCGCAGUGGUAUCCCCACGACAUCAGAAAGGACGAUCCUCUCAUCAUGGCUCGAGAAGAACAAGAGCGCUUAAGUAAGCUUGAAAUGUUGAAGCGCCGAGGUAAGGGACCACCUAAGAAGGGGCAGGGAAGGCAAGCAAAGAAGCGGAACAAAUAGGCAUUGUCUCUAGAUCGUCUAGUAAUAGUUGACCAUGCAUUAGUGUUUUGGUAUUUCAUAGCUAGUUUUUCUCUCUAUGUGGUAUUUUUUGUCAUGGUCAGACUAUAUUUACUACUAUCUGUCCUGGAAAAACAAGUUAUGUUUGUAAUAAUGAUUUUAAUACUGAGAUCAGAGGUUUGUUUUUUGUGCAGACGGAUUACUUUAUUGAACAACAGAAACUCUUUAAAAUGUAAUGAGUAAUGACAAUGCCAACAUUCGGUUUUUUAUUAUCAGACUCUCUAGUCUCU